AUGUUCAGAAAUAUCAUUCUAAGGAAUACAACAAGAAGAUUUUUAUCAGUGAAAAACCAACCAUCCAUCGGUAAAUUCACAGGGAAACCAAACCCAUCAACGGGGAAAUUCACAGUCUCAUUCAUAGAAGGUGAUGGUAUUGGUCCCGAAAUUUCACAAUCAGUAAAGCAAAUUUUUGACGCUGCAAAGGUUCCUAUCGAUUGGGAACCAUGUGAUGUCUCUCCCUUAUUUAUCAACGGGUUGACCACCAUCCCAGAACCUGCAGUACAAUCCAUAAAUAAAAAUUUAGUAGCUUUGAAAGGUCCCUUAGCUACACCUAUCGGUAAGGGUCAUCGUUCAUUGAAUUUAACCUUAAGGAAAACAUUCGGACUUUUCGCAAACGUUCGUCCUGCUAAAUCCAUCGAAGGUUUCAAAACAAUUUAUGAUAACGUUGAUUUAGUCAUCAUUAGAGAAAACACUGAAGGUGAAUAUUCAGGUAUCGAACAUGUAGUCACACCAGGUGUGGUACAAUCCAUUAAAUUGAUCACAAGAGAUGCCUCAGAACGUGUCAUUAGAUAUGCAUACGAAUAUGCUAGAGCCAUUGGAAGACCUCGCGUCAUCGUCGUCCAUAAAUCCACCAUUCAAAGAUUGGCAGAUGGAUUAUUCGUAGAUGUCGCAAAGGAAUUGUCUCAAGAAUACCCUGAUAUUCAAUUAGAAACGGAAUUAAUCGAUAAUACUGUCCUUAACGUAGUGUCGAAUCCAUCUUCAUAUUCUAACGCAGUAUCAGUUUGUCCAAACUUGUAUGGUGAUAUCUUGUCGGAUUUGAAUUCUGGUUUAAGUGCAGGUUCAUUAGGAUUGACUCCUUCUGCUAAUAUUGGUCAUGAAGUUUCCAUUUUCGAAGCAGUUCAUGGUUCUGCUCCUGAUAUCGCAGGUCAAAACAAGGCAAACCCAACUGCAUUAUUGCUAUCUUCUGUGAUGAUGUUGAACCAUAUGGGUUUGAAUAAUCAUGCUGAUAAGAUUGAAAAGGCGGUCUUAUCCACAAUUGCUUCAGGCCCUGAGGGAAGAACAGGAGAUUUGGCUGGUAAAGCUACCACUUCUUCAUUCACUGAUGCUGUCAUUGGUAGAUUAUAA
Molecule: messenger RNA, 1110 nt
Organism: Naumovozyma dairenensis CBS 421
Lineage: Eukaryota; Fungi; Ascomycota; Saccharomycetes; Saccharomycetales; Saccharomycetaceae
Gene: IDH2
Product: isocitrate dehydrogenase (NAD(+)) IDH2
Exons: 1
Coding region: 1-1110 (369 amino acids)
Biological process (GO): tricarboxylic acid cycle; isocitrate metabolic process
Cellular component (GO): mitochondrion
Molecular function (GO): magnesium ion binding; NAD binding; isocitrate dehydrogenase (NAD+) activity
Source: RefSeq, a predicted model, not a curated record